CAGUUCAGGACCUCUGGGUGGUAAAUAUACCUAAUAAUUCAUCUCUCGCUCUCUCGCUCUGGUUGUUCGUGUACUGUGAGUGCGCAGAAGUUAUUUGGGUACAGUGAUGGCGGCUGAAAACAUGUUUCUGUACUGGGGUUCCGGAAGCAUCCCUUGCUGGAAGGCCAUGUUGGCUCUAGAGGAAAAGGGGUUCGGGGGUUACAAGAACAAGCUGUGUUCGUUUCAGAAGAAGGAACACAAGAGUGAAGAGAUAUUGGCCUUGAAUCCCCGAGGCCAGCUUCCAACGUUUAAGGAUGGCAACAUUGUGGUCAACGAAUCGAAUGCCAUUAUCGAAUAUCUGGAGAGCGCAUACCCAAACAAUGGUGCGAAAUUGCUCCCCGACGACAAAGCGGAAAGGGCCAAGGUUUACCAAGUGUUCCACGAGCUGGCCAACCUUCAUGACAUAUUUGUUGAGAAACUGAUUCACUACAAGAUGUUCACCCCCAAAGACAAAAUCGACGAGAAUUUACUCAAAGAAAAAUAUGAGGCUUGUAGAAAAGAAAUGACCGUUUGGGAUGAGAAGCUGAAAAAGGGUGGCGCUAAUGCGUUUAUCGCCGGGACGUCCUUCACAAUGGCGGACUGUACAUUGUACCCAUACCUCGCCAUCGCCAAGAGACUCGGCUUAAAGAUGGAGAAGUGGUCUGCACUUGAUGCCUACUACAACAGACUCACAGACCGACCCAGUGUCAAGACCACGUGGCCACCACAUUGGAAGGAAACCCCAGGGGACACAGCCGUCCUUGGAGACAUCUAGUGACGUGGUGUCGAAGCGUAACAAGGGACGCAAUCCAUGAUACUCGCUAUAUAAUUAUGUAAAGAACAAAACAAUUAUCUUGAUCAAUCAUUGACAUUAAAAAAAGAAGAAGACAUUUUGAACUUCAUCAUUAUAUGUUAUUGUCUAUAUGUUCAGUUUCGCUGAAUUUCCAUAUAUUGUCAUUAUAUAUUUUUUCACUAUCAUUAAAACAUUUAAAUAAUU
Messenger RNA from Gigantopelta aegis, 1015 nucleotides. RefSeq names its product glutathione S-transferase A-like. NCBI's taxonomy places the organism in Eukaryota, Metazoa, Mollusca, Gastropoda, Neomphalida, Peltospiridae. The transcript has 6 exons. The record is from RefSeq and is a predicted model, not a curated record. The coding region runs from base 107 to 793 and encodes 228 amino acids.